Messenger RNA from Apiotrichum porosum, 1803 nucleotides. It is a transcript of the gene PGS1, whose product is annotated as CDP-diacylglycerol--glycerol-3-phosphate 3-phosphatidyltransferase. The coding region runs from base 1 to 1803 and encodes 600 amino acids. The record is from RefSeq and is a predicted model, not a curated record. Lineage: Eukaryota; Fungi; Basidiomycota; Tremellomycetes; Trichosporonales; Trichosporonaceae. Gene Ontology annotation, biological process: cardiolipin biosynthetic process. The transcript has 5 exons. Gene Ontology annotation, cellular component: mitochondrion. Gene Ontology annotation, molecular function: CDP-diacylglycerol-glycerol-3-phosphate 3-phosphatidyltransferase activity.
AUGUCCCCCAUCGACUCGGCGGGUCCCUCCCGCCUCGGCGCCGCUGUCGGCGCAAGCAUGCGCACAGCGCGAUCAGGAAGGACAGCCGCGCGCGUGCCCAAGCUGCAUGCGACGUCGGCGCGCUCAGGCCAGCGCCAGCACCACCACCACCACCACCAGCAGCACCGCACCUUGUCGACCACUUCCACCACCUCGGCUGCUGCUGUCGGCGCCGAGCCCGCCGCGGCCAUGGCACAGGCAUACCCGGGCGCGGCUGGCGCGUUUGGUCACCUCGCCGCGAGGCUGAGCGCUACGCAGCCGUGUUUUGGUGUCAAAGGCGACAACGUCGAGAUCCUCUCCAGCCCGACCAUCUUCCACGACACGCUCCUGGACAUGGUCAAGAGCGCCCAGAGGCGGAUCCUCAUUAGCAGCCUGUACAUUGGCACAGAGGAGGAAUCACUGGUGGACGCCGUCGCGACCGCGCUCGCUGCGCGCCCCGGUGUGCGCGCGACCUUUGUGCUCGACUACAACCGGGCCACGCGUACAGGCAAGGGCCCCGGUCCCGUGUCGACGGUGCACAUGCUCCUCCCGCUGCUGGAGCGGUUCGGAGACCGCGUCGACGUGUGGCUGUACCGCUCGCCCAAGCUGAAGGGCCUCAUGGAGAAGAUUGUGCCCCCGCGGUACGACGAGGGGUGGGGUACAUGGCACGCAAAGUAUUACGCUGUCGACGACGACGUCGUGCUGAGCGGAGCCAACCUCGCCGAGUCGUACUUUACAAACCGCCAGGACCGCUACAUUCGCCUGGGACCGCACCCUGCUCUCCUCUCGUACCUCUCGAGCAUCACCCGCCUGCUCUCCGACUACUCGUACAAGGUCAUUGCGCACCCGCGCCGGGGCGCGAUCGGGACGCACGGCGUCGCCCUCGGCGCAUGUACGGGCGGGAGCGACGCGGCCGCCGUGUGGCGCGAGGCCUCGCUGCCGCCGCGCGGCUGGGCUACACACGCGCAAGCGACGCUCCGCGCGUUCCAGCAGGCGUGGCGCGCGAGCAACGGUGUGCGCUCGCGCGACGCCGCGUCCGCCGGCGCCGACACGUGGUUCUGGCCCGUGGUCCAGGCCGGUGUGCUGGGGUUGAGAGAGGAGGAGGCGGCGCUGGGCAAAGUGUUCAACGCGGUCAAGGAGGCGCGCGACGUCGAGGUGGACCUCACCAGUGGAUACUUUGGCCUGUACAAGGCGUACAAGCGCGCGGUGAUUGAGAGCCCCGCACCCGUGCGCGUCAUUGCCGCCUCGCCAAAGGUGACUGGCAGUCCGCCACUCUACCCUUUCCGUUCACUUGGGUCCGAAGAUGCCACUUUUGCUGACCGCUCCUCCCAGGCAAACGGCUUUUACGGCUCCAAGGGCCUCUCCGGCCUCAUCCCAGAGGGCUACACCCUCCUCGAGCGGCGGUUCCACGCCUCGGCCGAACGCGCAGGCAGGCUCUGGGACGAGCAGAAGCACACGGGUGUGCGGCUGCAGGAAUGGGAGCGUGAUGGAUGGACAUACCAUGCCAAGGGCCUCUGGCUCUCGCCGCCCGGCACGGACGCCGACCCCUUUCUGACGUUUAUCGGCUCGUCCAACCUCUCCACGCGCUCGCUCAACCUCGACACGGAACUGAGCCUCGUGCUCGCCACGUCGUCCGAGUCGCUGCGGUCCGGCCUGGGACACGAGCUGACGGGGUUGAGGGAACACGCACAUGACGUGGGCAAGCAGACGUGGGCGCUGCCAGAGCGUAAAGUCAGCAUGCUGGCCACCGUCCUGGUCGCGCUUGGUAUCGAGGGGAUGCUAUAA